AUGAAGCUCAUCACUCCAGCCCUUCUGUUGGCUCCUCUGGUCGUCGCGACUGGCAGCCAUUUGAAGAGAGCAACGCUUGUGCCUCGCCAAGAAAGCAAUGCUGUAUACCACACGGAUCUAUUCACUGGUACCAACUUGAAGCAAGAACAAUCUGUCUUGAACAACAGCGACCUCCAAUACACCCUCCGCAAUGGCAAGCCAUGGUUCCAGCCGCUUGGAGCUCAGCGGGCCGGUGAAAAGGGACCCCUUCUACUGCAAGACGUCCAUAUGAUCGAUACCCUGGCGUCAUUCAACCGAGAGAGAAUACCUGAACGAAUUGUGCAUGCUCGCGGCGCUGGUGCGCAUGGCUUCUUCGAAGUCACCACCGAUUUUGCCGAGAAGCUCUCGGCCGCAGACGUCUUCAAGAAGGGCACUCGAACUUCGGUCACAAUGCGAUUCUCGACUGUCGGUGGUGCGAGAGGCUCGGCAGAUGAAGCGAGGGAUCCUCGCGGUUUCGCUAUCAAGAUGAGGACGAAGCAAGGAAUCCUUGAUCGGGUGUUCAACAACACGCCUGUCUUCUUCAUUCGGGACCCUGUUAAAUUUCCAAGAUUCAUUCACACCCAGAAGACUGAUCCCGCGACGAACACCAGGGAUUGGAAUACGUUCUGGAGCUGGCCAGCUCAAUUCCCCGAAGCUCUACUACAGUUCUUGCGACUCUUUUCCGACCUAGGCACUCCGUACGGGUUCAGGCAUAUGCACGGCUGGAGUGGCCACACUUACAAACUGGUCCAGGAAGACGGCAGCUGGGUAUAUUGCAGGGUCUAUGUCGAGAGUGAUCAAGGCGUCAAGAACUUCACUGCUGCUGAGGCAGCCAAGGUCUCCGGCAACAACGACGCUUGGGCGACGGCAGAUCUCUUCGAUUCGAUCAAAGACGGCAACUACCCUUCUUGGACUGUUGGAAUCGCCACCAAGACGGAAGCAGAGGCUGCAGCAUACAGAUAUGACAUUCUCGACCUCACUAAGGACUGGCCUGAUGCAGAGUACCACGAAGUUGGCCGCAUCACGCUCACACAGAACCCAGAAAACUAUUUCGCCGAAAUCGAACAAUCCCACUUCUCCCCUGGACACCUCGUCCCAGGCUGGGAACCCUCCAACGAUCCCGUCCUGCAAUCCCGACUCUUUUCAUACGGAGAUGCUGGACGAUACAGAGUCGGCGUCAACGUCGACGACGUUCCCGUCAACUGCCCCUUCGCAAGCGUAGCCAACUUCGACCGAGACGGCUGGUUGACGCAGCACGGCAACCAAGGCUGGAGGAAAAACUUCCCAGCCGAAUACAUCGACCCAAUCCAGGUGAUCGAGAAGCCUGGCACUGUCAUCGAGCAGGAGCUGAACGGCUCGACAGUGCAUUGGGAGAGCGUUAUCGACGAGAAUAUCGAUUACGAGCAGCCGAGACUGUUCUAUGAGGGCUUCUCGCAGACGGAUAAGGAUCACCUGUACAGCAACAUCGCUGGUACUUUGGUGAACCUUGACAACCAGGCAGUCUUCAACGCACUAUUGGAACAGUUUGGAAAAGUGCACCGGGGCCUGGAAGCCGGCGUGAGGACUGCGUAUGCAGCCGCCAAAGCCAACACGACUUCUACGAAGAAAUGA
Zasmidium cellare ATCC 36951 is the source of this 1629-nucleotide messenger RNA. RefSeq lists its product as uncharacterized. Gene Ontology annotation, cellular component: cytoplasm; peroxisome; mitochondrion. NCBI's taxonomy places the organism in Eukaryota, Fungi, Ascomycota, Dothideomycetes, Mycosphaerellales, Mycosphaerellaceae. The record is from RefSeq and is a predicted model, not a curated record. Gene Ontology annotation, molecular function: catalase activity; heme binding. Gene Ontology annotation, biological process: response to hydrogen peroxide; hydrogen peroxide catabolic process. The transcript has 10 exons. The coding region runs from base 1 to 1629 and encodes 542 amino acids.